AUGCUCCGACCUGCCAGAUCAAUCAUCGCGUCUUGUCGGCCAUUGCUGUCGGUGCAGGCCGCUCCCCGUCCCUUCAGCCGAUUCGCGUCAACCGCCGCUGCUGUCGAGGAGAACACAGAGGUAGAAGCCGAUGCAACCCAGAACACUCAGACUCCGAAAGAACAAAUCCAAGCAAUCAUAGACAGCAUGGAAGGAGGUGUCCCCCCUUCACGGCAAAAGUACGAAGCGAUCUUGUCUAUCUGCCGGUCUGCAGGUCGUCCCCAAUAUAUAUCCGUUAAGCAGCUUUUCAGCAAGCUCUGGUAUGCACAGUUACCCUUCGGUCACAAGACGUUCGAUAUGUUCGUCAGUGAAUGUUCAAAGAAUGGUCGUGCCGACGUCAUCAUGGCUAUGGCAUUGCAACCUCAUGUAUUCGGUCUUUUUCACAAAUUUGACGAAGGAUCAGCAGUGGAAUUGCUGCAAGGUCUCAAACUGCGCUUGGCUUUAACAAGAUCUGACACGGCUAGAUCGAAUAUAGUAGGCGAUGUCAUUAAGCUCAUCGCUUCCUUGCCUGAUCUUUCUCGGCCUGCGCACUCGAAAGACAUCCAGACGAAUCCAUUUGUCUUGGGUGCUGCCGUCAAUGUGCUAGCCACGGCCGCUGAACUUUCCACCGAAAAAGAUGCCAUCUUGGACAAGCUGCGCAUUCUGCUUAACGAGCUCGAGUCUGUAUGGGGUUCAGAAAACUGGGUUGACGAGACAAAGAGUGCGCGUCGUCGUGCGUACGCAUACGCUGCGGAAGGUUUGCGAAAGGCUGACGCCGUUUUGGGAGGUGCGCCAGAGGCUGUCAAGAUUGCUCAGGAAUUGGAGGCGGCAGCAGGUGAGGUGAAGGCUGUCGAAACAUAUAAGGCGGCAUUUGAUAAGUUGAGGUUGGAAGAUCUGGAGUCCGACGCUCCGGCUGCGGAGGAUGCACAGUAA
This is a messenger RNA of Saitoella complicata NRRL Y-17804, 951 nucleotides long. RefSeq lists its product as uncharacterized. Lineage: Eukaryota; Fungi; Ascomycota; Saitoellomycetes; Saitoellales; Saitoellaceae. Bases 1 to 951 code for a protein of 316 amino acids. The record is from RefSeq and is a predicted model, not a curated record. The transcript has a single exon.